Molecule: messenger RNA, 1399 nt
Organism: Tribolium madens (black flour beetle)
Lineage: Eukaryota; Metazoa; Arthropoda; Insecta; Coleoptera; Tenebrionidae
Exons: 5
Coding region: 245-1300 (351 amino acids)
Molecular function (GO): oxidoreductase activity
Source: RefSeq, a predicted model, not a curated record
UGAAAGAGACUCUCAAUAAUAUAAUUCCUCUAAGAAGAAAGUUGCGAGUUGAAAAAUAUCAGAGAAAAGCAUACAUACGUAGGUUUAACUGUAAGUAAAUUGAAAAUUUCCAAAGAAAAUCAGAAUAAAGUGAGUGCUAAGCAAUGUUUUAUCAAAGAGCGAAUGCACAAGUAGGUUUACACCGACUUUCCUUACAUGUUUAUAAGUUAGCUUGAAAGACUUGUAAAAAGCCUGCAGUUUGAAAAUGGCACUGAAACAAGGAGGUGUGCAAGUUGAUAAAUCAAAUUUAGAGACUUUCAACGCCGAAAAAUUCGUACAAGACUUAUUGAAAGAAGGAUCAAAGCGGCCUUGCGACGAAACGGUGCAAAAAUUUAACGAAAAUGGAAAAUUGCCCGAAUUUUACGAUGAACAACUGUACAAAAAAGGUCAGAAAUUUUUCACCGACAAUAUCUUCGCUCUACUUUAUGGCAAAUUUCUGGGUCUUCUCACCGUCCUCUCGAUUCCUUCCAUUGUUCGUAUUUUGAUUUAUACGAAAAUGUCGGGAACGGCUUUGACUGCAUACAAAAGAUAUCUUUCAACGGUGUUUCAUAUGGUGAUUUGGUACCAAAGCGAAUUUACGCCAGACUCGAAACUCUGGGAAUCGGUGAUUGAAGUCAAAGACAAACACAAUUCAGUGAGUAAACGUUGUUGCAACGCUGGUUUGGGCCGAAUCAACCAAAAGGAUAUGGCAUUGACACAAUUUGGUUUCAUGGGAUUUGCGUUGGCUUUCAGGGAGAAAAUCGGGCUUCAUGACGCUAAAGACGACGAUUUGAGGGCUCUUGUCCAUGUGUGGAGGGUCAUAGGAUACGUAAUGGGAAUCGAAGAUCGGUUUAAUAUUUGUCGCGAUUCGGUUAGUGAAACGAGCGAAAUUUGUCGGAUUUUAGCCGAUCAAAUUUUCAGACCUGCUGUUGAGCGAAAAGAUAAAGAUUUUAUCGAAAUGGCGACACAUCUUUCGAACGGUAUGUGGGCAAUGAAUCCCACUUUAAAUGCCAAAAUUUACCUAAAUUUAGUCCACCGUUUAUUGCAAUCAUCUAAUAAUAAUCAAAUCGAAUUUUUAAUUGAAUUGAAUUUUGUCGAAAAAAUUCUCUACCAUUUCUUGAUUUUGGUAAUUUGGAGUUUGCAAUUUAACGUAUUUAGAGUUUAUCACAAUUACACGCAAUAUGUUUCGUUGUGGUUAAUGGACGUGUUUCCCUUUUUGGCCUAUUACAAAUUCGGUUAUUCCAAUUCGCACGUUAAAGUCUUACAAGGGAAAGAAAAUUAAGUUUUAAAGUUUUAUUUCUUAAAAUUAAUAUUUACAGCUUUAACUACGUUAGAAUGUUUUUAAAAAUAAAUAAUUUCAAUAAAUACUUUUAUUUAUUUA